UACGCAGACGAAAAACUAUCAGCACGUCUUGGCUCUUGUAUUUGCUGUGAAGGAAAUCAAUGAAAACUUGCAUCUCUUACAAAAUAUCACCAUGGGCUACCACAUCUCUAACACCUACUUCAAUGCAAUACGGGUGUAUCAUGCCACAAUGGAACUUCUGUCCACAAAGAGCAGAUUUGUCCCCAACUACAAGUGUGGCAGUGAGAGCAGUCCAAUAGCAGUCAUAGGAGGACUUGAAUCUGAAACGUCCUUCUACAUGGCAACUAUUCUAAACACCUACAGAAUUCCACAGCUCACCUACAGCUCUGCUUCAGAGAUGAAAGAUAAAUUCUCAGGCCUUUCUGCCUAUCAUAUGGUCCCAAAUGAAGCCUAUCAAUACAAGGGGAUUCUUGACUUAAUUCUGCAUUUCAGGUGGACAUGGAUUGGGAUCAUUACAGUAGAUGAUGAACAUGGAGAAAAAUUUCUACAAGCCAUGCUUCCUCAGUUUUCUGUGAAGGGAAUCUGUGUAGCCUUCAAGAAAGUAUUUCUUCAAGCCACUAUAAUCGAUUAUUAUAUGGAUAGCCUGGAGAAUGGACAGGAAAUAAUUGAUGUUUUAAGGGGAAGUAAAGCCAAUGCAAUUAUCUUUUUUGGAGAUGCUGAGUCUGUCUCACAUAUGAGAUGGUUAGCAAAACUGUUAGAAACUGAAUUCCAAAUGAUAAAAGGCAAAUUGUAUGUUAUGACAGUUCAGAUGGAAUUUUCAUCAUUUUAUUAUCAAAGGACCUGGGACCUACAACUCCUUCAUGGUGUUAUAUCCUUCACAUUUCAUGCAAAUGAACCCCCAGGAUUCCAGCAAUUUCUUCACAGCAGAAAGCCUCUUCAGGAUAAAGGAGAUAGUUUCAUCAAGGUCUUCUGGGAACAGACAUUCCUCUGUCACUUCUCAGACUCAUUUUUGGAGAAGGAGUUUGCUGAAGAUUGCACUGGGGAGGAGAAGCUGGAGACCCUUCCUGGAGAUGUUUUUGAAAUGAGCAUUUCUGGCCACAGCUACAGUGUCUACAAUGCUGUUUAUGCUGUGGCACAUGCUUUGCAUGCCAUGCGGUCAUCCCGGUCAUCCCUUUAUGAACACAACACAAUGAUAGAUGGAAACGUUGGGAGAAAUUUUAAUCCACAGUCAUGGCAGCUCCAUCACUAUCUGAGAAGAGUCAUAUUUAACAAUAGUGCGGGAGAUGAGGUUUCCAUUGAUACCAAUGGCGAAAUAAAAACAGGAUAUGAUAUUAUGAACUGGGUCACUUUCCCGAACCAGUCCUUUUUUAGAGUGAAAGUUGGGAGGAUGGAUCCUCAUAAGGAAGUGUUUUCUAUUAAUGAUGAUGCCAUCACGUGGCCUAGUUGGUUUAACCAGACAAAGCCCCGUUCUAUAUGUAGUGAGAGCUGCCAGCCUGGUCAAAGCAAGAAAAGGAAGGAGGGUGAACCAUUUUGCUGCUAUGAGUGCAACCCAUGUCCCAAAGGGAAGAUUUCCACUCAGAAAGAUAUGAAUGACUGUGUCACUUGCAGAGAAGAUCUCUACCCAAAUACAGGACAAUCCCAAUGCAUUCCUAAAUACAUAACUUACAUGUCUUAUGUAGAGCCAUUGGGGUUCACAUUAGCCGUUUUUGCCCUUUUCUUUUCUCUAAUCACAAUUUGGGUCCUAAGAAUAUUCAUGAAGAAUCACAACACUCCUAUUGUUAAAGCCAACAAUCGGAACAAUCGGAACACACUCCUCAUCUCUCUACUGUUCUGCUUCCUUUCUUCUUUGUUAUUCAUUGGCCGACCUAAGAAGAUGACAUGUCUUCUACGGCAAAUGGCUUUUGGCAUCAUCUUCUCAGUCUCUGUUUCCUGUGUGCUGGCUAAAACCAUCACUGUGCUUCUAGCAUUCAUGGCCACCAAGCCAGGAAGCUGGACAAGGAAAUGGGUAGGGAACAAAAUGGCCAAUGCAGUUGUUCUAUGCUGCUCCCUCACACAAGCAGGCAUUUGUGCUGUAUGGCUGGCCACCUCCCCUCCCUUUCCAGAUAUCGAUAUGCAUUCAAUGCCCAAAGAAGUUAUAUUGGAAUGUAAUGAGGGAUCUGCAGCUAUGUUUUACUUUGUUUUAUGCUACAUGGGCUUGCUGGCAAUUGUCAGUUUCACUGUGGCUUUCCUAGCCAGGCAGUUGCCUGACAGUUUCAAUGAAGCCAAGCUGAUCACUUUCAGCAUGUUGUUGUUCUGCAGUGUUUGGUUAUCUUUUGUGCCAACCUAUCUGAGUACUAAGGGGAAGUACAUGGUUGCUGUGGAGAUCUUCUCCAUCUUAGUCUCCAGCGCAGGACUGCUGGGCUGCAUCUUCCUCCCUAAAUGUUAUAUUAUUAUUUUGAGGCCUGAGUUGAACAACAGGGAACAGUUAAUGAACAAAAAGGUUAAAUGA
Molecule: messenger RNA, 2407 nt
Organism: Gekko japonicus
Lineage: Eukaryota; Metazoa; Chordata; Lepidosauria; Squamata; Gekkonidae
Product: vomeronasal type-2 receptor 26-like
Exons: 5
Biological process (GO): G protein-coupled receptor signaling pathway
Cellular component (GO): membrane
Molecular function (GO): G protein-coupled receptor activity
Source: RefSeq, a predicted model, not a curated record